Cuscuta campestris is the source of this 2435-nucleotide messenger RNA. Lineage: Eukaryota; Viridiplantae; Streptophyta; Magnoliopsida; Solanales; Convolvulaceae. The record is from the annotation of a GenBank genome assembly.
AUUCGGGUUUACUUCGUUCCUAAAUGGGCGAAAGGUGGAGAUUCCAUGGAGAUCGUCUUUCACGAUGAGCAUGGGACUAGGAUUCAUGCACAUCUUGCUCGGGGGGAAAAAGAGAAGUUUGAAAAGCAAAUCAUUGAGGGUGGUGUUUACGCCAUUCGAAAUGUUUUUGUCCAUGACAACUAUCAAAGGUUGAAAACUGCUAGCAAUGAUAAGCUCUUGGGUUUUUUCAAAAAGACCGAAGUGAAAACUUUAAAUCGGAAUAAUUUCCCCCGGAUGAUGUUCGACUUGAAGCCAUUUUUAAUUCUUCAAAGUCAACCAUGUUUGAAUGAUCAACUUCUCAUUGGUAAUUAGAAACCUAAACCGCUGGUUUAGGUUUCUACCCCAAAGCAGAGUCGGCCACCACCAAGUUUCUUCGCGCCUUCACAGUAGCGUAACACCAUGUUUGCUUCAUUGCUUGCUUCUGUAUCGUCAAAACCGGCUGCCAUCCAUUGUCUGUUGCAAUUUGACGGAAAAUGGGGCGGUCAUGGUGGCUUCUCCUACACACAUGCAUAUGAGAUCGACAUUCCGCUUCAGUCAUCAUUCACUGAUUUGUUGGAGGUCAUUCGUGAUACGGUACCAUCCUCUUAUGAAAAUUCAGUUUUUAAGAUUUCACAUAUGUCUGAUUCAUGCUCGACUCAUGUUGUGAUUGAUGAUGAUACGAGCCUUUAUGCAUACAUUCGGUUGAAGAGCAUUCACUGUGGUACACGUGAAUUCCCUUUGUGUGUUGAAAUAGGUAAUUCUUCUGAAACUGUCGCUCCUAAAGGAGGUUUAGUCCUUUCGGAGUUACAUCAACCUCUUCUUUGUCAUCAUUCCGUCUCCAAUUCAAGCGGCUGCGAAGAUACAGAAUCAGAUGGCUCUCUCUCUGAUUUUGGAGCAAACCAAACCUUGUGCAUUUGGGAUGAAGGCGUUAUACCAUCACAAAUGCGAUUUCCGCCCGGGUUUGUACUCGACACAUUUCGUGGAGAUGAAAUUCCUGAGAAUAACGUCCAAACCAACGACCUUGAUUGCAGGAACUACCUUCAAUCCAACCCGUCUGGUUAUGUAAUGUCUCAGCAGGACAUUGCCACAAUGAAGGAGAUGCACGUUACAUCUCGGUUCGAUCCUACUAGAAUUGUUGUUGAUGCCAUUUAUGCCAGCAAAAAGGAUCUUGAUAUCCAUUUGAAGAUGUACAAUCGUGAACAUCAAUGCCCCAUCGAUGCGCGCCAAGGCAAAACACGUCAAGCUACGUAUCACAUUAUUGCAGAGCUUGUUAAACACAAAUUUUGUGAUGCAACAACGAAGCCGUACCCCCCCAAAUCUAUUCUUUCCGACAUGCGUAGGGAGCAUGGAAUUGAAAUGACUUAUAAGAAGGCUUGGUUUUCUAAAGAGAAGGCUCUGGAAAUUUGUUUUGGGACAGUUCAAGAAUCAUAUGCUGCCUUGCCAUCCAUGUGUUUUCUGGGAUGUUUGACCCAGAAUGCCCAUGAGCCGGUUGUCAUGCUGUUGAGUUUUUGCCACCCAAGGCGUUAUAGGGGUGCUGUCACUGUCUCUACUGCGUUUCAUGUUACAAAGAUGCUGUUCGAUGGUAAUUCUGAUGAGGUCACUGGAUUUAGAGCCAGGUUACCUCCACAGGUGGACGAAGGUAGUAUCGUUCUAAGCGGUGGAGCAUAUGGGGAAGAAGGUGUUGUGAAGACUACCACAAUCAAGGCUCUAUUGGACACCACAAAGCCUGGCCCCUACUGGGUUGUUGGGAACAUAGCAUCGAUUCAUGACUCGGGUGACUGGUGCUACUUAGGGUGCACUGAUUGCAACAAAAAGGUCAUUCCUGAUGGUGAUAAAUUCAGGUGUUCAGGUUGUGACUUUACCAUGCCGCACGGAGUCUACAGGUCAAUGUUCGAGUAUAUGAUUCGACUGGUCAUGCUUCGUUCAUACUCUGGGAUCGGGAGUGCACAGAACUUUUGGGUGCAAAAAGAGAUGGACUCGAAUUUCCUCCCUGCUGAACUUAAUCGGUUGCUUGGUCUACGAGGGUUGUUUCAUAUUCAAGUGAAAGCCGAAGAGGGGAGUCAACACUGGACUAGACCAAGAGCGUUUGGAGUUAGAUCUUUGGUCACAGAUUCAAAGAUCUUGAGCAAAUAUGAAGACUUGAGUGUUGUCGAAGAUGAAGGAAUUGAUGAAGAAAGCGAAGGAUUGUGGGCAUCUCUUGAGGAUUUGAGUCAGAAAGUUCAUGAAGUGUUGGUUCGAGUGAUCCAAGCUCCACCCAGAGUGUCAACAACAAGUCGAAAAGAAUUGGUGAGUUGGUCAAAAAUGACUCGGUGAAGAGAGAGCUGUUUGAUAAAUCAUCUACUAAUGAGGCCAAGAAAACCAAGAAGGAUCCCGCCAGCCUGUGAAGCUCCAUGAAGUGUUGUUAGUUUUAACCACCU